Xylona heveae TC161 is the source of this 1242-nucleotide messenger RNA. RefSeq names its product putative isocitrate dehydrogenase. Bases 1 to 1242 code for a protein of 413 amino acids. The record is from RefSeq and is a predicted model, not a curated record. Gene Ontology annotation, molecular function: NAD binding; magnesium ion binding; isocitrate dehydrogenase (NADP+) activity. Gene Ontology annotation, biological process: isocitrate metabolic process. Gene Ontology annotation, cellular component: mitochondrion. The transcript is spliced from 7 exons. Lineage: Eukaryota; Fungi; Ascomycota; Xylonomycetes; Xylonales; Xylonaceae.
AUGUCUGAGAUCAAGAAGAUUCAGGUGAAGAACCCUGUCGUUGAGCUCGAUGGUGAUGAGAUGACCAGAAUCAUCUGGAAGGACAUCAAGGACAAGGUACGUGGAACCUACCUCGACGUUGACCUCAAGUACUAUGAUUUGGGUCUUGAGUACCGUGACCAGACCAACGAUCAGGUCACCCUUGAUGCUGCCGAGGCCAUCAAGCAGUACUCCGUUGGUGUCAAGUGCGCUACCAUCACCCCCGAUGAGGGCCGUGUUAAGGAGUUCAACUUGAAGAAGAUGUGGCUCUCCCCCAACGGUACCAUUCGUAACCAUCUCGGAGGAACUGUCUUCCGUGAGCCCAUUAUCAUCGACCGCAUUCCCCGUCUCGUUCCCGGCUGGAAGGAGCCCAUCAUCAUUGGCCGUCACGCCUUCGGUGACCAGUACCGUGCCAAGGACUACGUCGCCCCCGGUCCUGGCAAGCUCGAGAUGGUCUUCACUCCCGAGGGUGGCAAGCCCGAGGCCAUUGAGGUCUACCAGUUCAAGAACGGUGGCGGUGUCGCCCAGACUCAGUACAACACUGACGAGUCUAUUACUGGCUUCGCCCACGCCAGCUUCAAGAUUGCCAUUGACAAGAACCUUCCCUUGUACAUGAGCACAAAGAACACCAUCCUGAAGAAGUACGACGGCCGCUUUAAGGACAUCUUUGAGGACCUCUACGAGUCCACCUACAAGAAGCAAUUCGAGGCCAAGGGCAUCUGGUACGAGCACCGUCUCAUUGACGACAUGGUCGCCCAGAUGAUCAAGAGCAAGGGUGGCUACGUCAUGGCCCUCAAGAACUACGACGGUGAUGUCCAGUCCGACAUUGUCGCUCAGGGCUUCGGCUCUCUCGGUCUGAUGACCUCGGUCCUCAUGACCCCCGAUGGCAAGACCUUCGAGUCUGAGGCCGCCCACGGUACCGUCACUCGUCACUACCGUGAGCACCAGAAGGGCAACGAGACCUCGACCAACCCCAUUGCCUCCAUCUUCGCCUGGACCCGUGGUCUCAUCCAGCGCGGCAAGCUCGACAACACCCCCGACGUUGUUGCUUUCGCGGAAUCCCUUGAGCAAGCCUGCAUUGACACCGUUCAGGUUGACGGUAUCAUGACCAAGGACCUUGCUCUCUCUUGCGGCAAGACUGAGCGUAAGGACUACGCCACCACCACCGAGUACCUCAACGCUGUUGAGAAGCGCAUGAGGGACAACCUCCAGAAGAAGCUGUAA